AGAAGGGAGCAUAAAUAGGAGGAGGGGAGGGGAGAGAUGUGUUGAAGGGAGAGGGAAGGAUGUCAGGCUUUUGUGGGAGUGACGGCGGCGGGACCAAGUGCGGGCGUUGGAAUCCCACAGCGGACCAGCUCAGGUUUCUGACUCACCUCUUCGCCUCUGGUCUCCGAACUCCCACCACCGACCAGAUCCAGAACAUCUCCUCUCUCCUCAGCUUUUACGGCCACAUCGAGAGCAAGAAUGUCUUCUAUUGGUUCCAGAACCAUAAAGCCCGCGAACGCCUCCGACGUCGCAAUUCAUCGUCUUCACCAAAGAGUAGUGGGAAUCCAGCGGCGCCGGAGACGCUUCAACUCUUCCCCUUGGACUCGUUGGGAGAAUCACAGAUGGGGAAGCUGAGGGUGCAUGCUAAUUGCAGGGACCAUACCGGCGAAUCAACGGAGCAACCUCCCUUGGACCUCCGCUUGAGCUUUCUCUAACACGUGCUUUCCGUAUUCCAAAUAAUGCUUGAUUUUAUGUGCGUUGGAUAUGUUAUGAAUGAAGUUAGAGAUGUCGCCUGGGAACGUGCAUGUACAUUGUAUGGUAACAUAUUAAUGCUUGCCGUGCUUGGCAUCGCAAAUGUCUCCUGCCUCGGGUCUGCUUCCUCCUGUUCUUUGAAUUUGACGAGACGACCCAUACUUUGCGCGCACCACAAUAGUUUGAACACCAAGCUGGGAAUGUCGUUCCUUGUUCUCUUUGCAAAUUAAAUCUCUCUCUGUAUAAUCCCAAUUAUUGUUCUUGUCGGAAUGAAAAGCAACGCCGGUGCUCUAACGCUAGUUUUCGUGGCCGCCGUAAGCUCAACUUUCUCGCUGGAAAAUUUCCUUUAAU
Molecule: messenger RNA, 861 nt
Organism: Prosopis cineraria
Lineage: Eukaryota; Viridiplantae; Streptophyta; Magnoliopsida; Fabales; Fabaceae
Product: WUSCHEL-related homeobox 5-like
Exons: 2
Coding region: 60-473 (137 amino acids)
Biological process (GO): plant organ development
Molecular function (GO): DNA-binding transcription factor activity; DNA binding
Source: RefSeq, a predicted model, not a curated record